Molecule: messenger RNA, 1881 nt
Organism: Chanos chanos (milkfish)
Lineage: Eukaryota; Metazoa; Chordata; Actinopteri; Gonorynchiformes; Chanidae
Gene: lrpap1
Product: low density lipoprotein receptor-related protein associated protein 1
Exons: 8
Coding region: 65-1105 (346 amino acids)
Biological process (GO): negative regulation of receptor internalization; negative regulation of very-low-density lipoprotein particle clearance
Cellular component (GO): endomembrane system; plasma membrane; endosome
Molecular function (GO): very-low-density lipoprotein particle receptor binding; low-density lipoprotein particle receptor binding; heparin binding
Source: RefSeq, a predicted model, not a curated record
UGCUUUUGUAAAUCUCUGUCUUUCUUUACGUUUUGAGUAAAAGUUUCUUUUUGACGAGUUCAAAAUGAAACCGCGCGUUUUUUUCUUACUGGUUUGCGCUGCCGUUGGAGCAGUGGCUAGUAAAUAUUCUAGAGAAGUGAAUGAACAAAAGCCGUCAAGUGAUAGCAAAACAGUGGAAUUUAGGAUUGCCAAACUCAAUCAGGUCUGGGAAAAGGCUUUACGGAUGCAGCUGUCCCCAGGACGACAGGCAGAACUCCACAGCGACCUGAAGCUGCAAGAGAAAGACGAACUCCACUGGAAGAAGUUGAAGGCCGAAGGACUGGACGAAAACGGAGAGAGAGAGGCCAAACUCAGACGGAACUUCAACAUAAUUCUUGCCAAGUAUGGAAUGGAUGGAAAGAAAGACACCAGAACUAUGGAAAGCAACAGCCUGAAAGACCAUGAUGUGAAGGAAGGCGACACAUUUGAUGACCCAAGACUGGACAAACUGUGGAACAAGGCCAAAACUUCCGGAAAGUUCUCCGAGGAGGAGCUGCAGAGCCUGCGUCGAGAAUUCCAGCAUCACAAGGACAAGAUCCACGAGUACAACCUCAUCAUGGACACAGUCAGCAGAACGGAAGAGAUCCAUAAAAACGUGAUCGCCCCUCUGGAGGGGGAGGCGAAGGAGCACGUUCUUCAUCAGAAGCACUCGGACCUGAAGCAGAAGAUGAGGGACCUGAAUCAGGGCUUCGAGCGCCUCCGUAAACUCAGCCACGAGGGUUUCAGCGACGACAGCGAGUUUCGGGAGCCCAGAGUGAUUGAACUGUGGGAGAUGGCUAGAAGAGCUAACCUCAGCGACGAUGAGCUUGACUCUCUGAAAGAGGAGCUGAAACACUUUGAGAACAAGGUGGAGAAACAUCAGCAUUACCUGGAGCAGCUGGAACUCUCCCACCAGAAACUCAAACACGUGGAGGCCCUGGGAGACGAGGAGCAUAUCAUGAGAAAUAAGGAGAAAUACAACAACAUGGCCGAGAAAACCAGAGAAAUGGGAUACAAGAUGAAGAAACACAUGCAGGACUUGACGAACAAGAUCUCAAAAAGCGGGCUGAACCACAAUGAGCUCUAAACCCCGCCCCUUUUGUCGCAUCCGUGGCGACAGAAUUAACUGCUGAGUCGAGCGACCGGCUGCAAUAGAAACACAACCAUCUUUCCCGCAGGGGCUGCGCUCUUCUAGCGGUCCAGAUCUGUGUUACAUACAUUUCCACCUCACGCAAUGAGUGAGGCAGAUCAAAAUGAGUUGCACUGAAAUCGAUUCGUUUAAUCGUCCACACAGGUUCACGUAAAAUACAGUUUACACAGCAAAUUUUUGUUUUUGUUUUUAUUGACGGAGGUGUAUACUAUGAAGCAGGGUAUUUUUAGUUAGACGAGUAAUAUCGAGCCACAAAGUGGAGACGUUUGGUUGGAGAAACGGUAAGGAACACCUCUGUUGGUUGGAGAGUCUAAACUUUGGGUUUAAUGUCACUCAGCUCUAAAAAGUUCCCGCUUCUUAUUAUACUCCUGCGUUGGCCUUUCAUAUUUUUUUUUUCUCCAUCUAAUUAUGUUUUAUAAUUAUGACGUAGAUCCAUUGGUUACGGGGGAAGAAAAAGUGUUGCUAAGAGGAUGUUAUAUAUUUCAUAUGUGUGAUACGAUUCCAUUUUUAAUUUCCAUUUGUAACAUAAGUGUUUGGCUAUGAAUUAAUGAAGGGCAGGCACUCUCUUGGUACGACUGGAUUACGGAUUAUAAAUGUCAGUUUCUUUUAUCAGAAAAUUGCUUUGUGUAUGACUGCAAGUUCCAUUUCAUAUGCAUUAAUGAGAGAAAAGAUGUGUCAUGAAGAACUAUAAUAUAAUAAAGACCAUUUCUUAC